AUGCCUAUCAAGUCGAUUAAAGCACGUCAAAUAUUUGACUCCCGUGGCAACCCUACUGUGGAAGUCGAUUUAGUAACUGAGUUGGGACUUUUCCGUGCAGCGGUACCCUCAGGAGCAUCGACUGGUGUACAUGAAGCUUUAGAGUUGAGAGACAAUGUCAAGGGUGAAUACCAUGGCAAGGGUGUUCUUACUGCCAUUAAGAAUAUUAACUCAAUCAUUGCUCCGGAACUGGUAAAACAAAAUCUGGAAGUAACUCAGCAGAAAGAAAUUGAUCAAUUUAUGCUUGGUCUGGAUGGCACAGAGAAUAAGUCUAAGCUUGGUGCCAAUGCAAUUCUUGGUGUGUCCCUAGCUGUAGCUAAAGCUGGUGCUGCCAAGAAGGGUGUGCCUCUUUACAAACAUUUAGCUGACUUGGCAGGCAAUAAUGAUAUUGUAUUACCGGUACCAGCCUUCAAUGUUAUCAAUGGUGGUUCUCACGCUGGUAAUAAACUGGCAAUGCAAGAGUUUAUGAUUCUGCCCACAGGUGCUGCUUCAUUCAGUGAGGCUAUGCGUAUGGGCUCUGAGGUUUACCAUCAUUUAAAGAAGAUCAUCAAAGAUAAAUUUGGCCUGGAUUCAACAGCAGUAGGUGAUGAAGGUGGUUUUGCACCCAACAUCCAAAACAACAAAGAUGCUUUAUUCCUUAUUCAAGAUGCGAUUAAACAAGCGGGCUACACUGGCAAGAUUGAAAUUGGUAUGGAUGUAGCUGCAUCCGAAUUCUUCAAAAAUGGCAGCUACGAUCUUGACUUUAAGAACCCCAAAUCUAACCCAGCGGAUUUUUUGUCAUCUGAAAAAUUGGCUGAAGUUUAUCUAGAUUUUAUUAAGGACUUCCCUAUGGUGUCCAUUGAGGAUCCCUUUGAUCAAGAUGACUGGUCUGCCUGGGCGAAUCUUACUUCCCGCACACCUAUCCAGAUCGUAGGAGAUGACUUGACGGUGACAAAUCCAAAACGUAUUGCCACAGCUGUUGAGAAAAAGGCUUGCAACUGCCUAUUGCUUAAAGUAAAUCAAAUUGGAAGUGUCACAGAGUCGAUUGAUGCUCAUUUGUUGGCCAAGAAAAAUGGAUGGGGUACCAUGGUAUCCCACAGGUCUGGUGAAACAGAAGACACAUUCAUCGCUGAUUUGGUUGUUGGGUUGUCUACUGGCCAAAUAAAGACCGGCGCUCCUUGCCGUUCUGAACGUCUGGCCAAGUAUAACCAGAUCCUUCGCAUCGAGGAGGAACUUGGAGCAGCCGCUAAAUACGCUGGCAAAAAUUUCCGCAGACCUGUU
Brenthis ino (lesser marbled fritillary) is the source of this 1299-nucleotide messenger RNA. The record is from the annotation of a GenBank genome assembly. NCBI's taxonomy places the organism in Eukaryota, Metazoa, Arthropoda, Insecta, Lepidoptera, Nymphalidae.